AUGGCUAUUCUCUUCUGUUUUCUUCCAAAAUACCCAAAUCAUUUCCCAUUAAUCAGCAGCAUCUCGAACACUUGUUCACCAUUAUUAUUUCCCAAUCCCAGAAUUCAUUUUUAUUGUUCUUCAAAUAAACUGUUAAAUUUCACAGGCAAAUCUUAUCGGAUCACUACUCGAGGCGGGUUUAUUGACGAAGACGAAGAAGAUGAAUGCUAUAGCUUUCGAGAAGCUAUUGCACUGUUUAACGGUAGGGAGUAUUACAAGUGCCAUGACGUUCUCGAAUCCCUUUGGAACAAAUCCCAGGAGCCCAUACGUACUCUUUUGCAUGCUAUUCUGCAAUGUGCUGUGGGUUUCCAUCACCUCUUCAAUCAGAAUCAUAAAGGAGCAAUGAUGGAAUUAGGAGAGGGAGUGUGUAAAUUAAGGAAAAUGAACUUUGAAAGUGGACCCUUCCAUCAAUUUGAGAAAGAAAUUUCAGCAGUCUUGGAAUUUAUUUACCAGACUCAAUUAGAGCAUGCAGCCUGCACAGAGGAACUUUGUCUUGCAAUGGAUCAAUCUGAGAGAUCAUACCAACUUCUUGGAGGGUUUGCAGCAGGACAGAACAUCUAUAGUCUGGACCAAAAUGAAUACAUUGUAUUCUGCACUGAAAGGUAUCAUGGGAGAAGUGAGCAACCUAGGAUCAAAAUCCCUGUUCUUAAAGCAUCUGAAGAACAUUUUAUGGAGUUAGAAUAUAACUAG
Fraxinus pennsylvanica is the source of this 729-nucleotide messenger RNA. The record is from the annotation of a GenBank genome assembly. Lineage: Eukaryota; Viridiplantae; Streptophyta; Magnoliopsida; Lamiales; Oleaceae.